AUGCCACCAGUCCUGACUCUCCUGACCUUUCUUCUGCCAGUAGGAGAUGGAGCAGAGGAGGUCAUCGGAGGCCAUGAGGUCAAGCCCCACUCCCGCCCUUACAUGGCAUUAAUAGCUUUUCUGAAAGUUAAUGGGAUUGGAAGUUCCUGUGGUGGCUUCCUGGUUCAAGACUACUUUGUGCUGACAGCUGCUCACUGCAUUGGAAGCACAAUGACAGUCACACUGGGGGCCCACAACCUCCAUGCACAGGAGGAGACUCAGCAGAUUAUCCCCGUGGAUAAAGCUUUGCCCCACCCAGACUAUAAUCCUCUGGAUCACACCAGUGACAUCAUGCUAUUAAAGGGUGACUCUGGGGGACCCCUCGUGUGUGACAACAAAGCAUAUGGAGUUUUGUCUUAUGUAAAAUCCAAGAANAUCUCUUCUGGAGUCUUCACUAAGGUUGUGCACUUCCUGCCGUGGAUAAGCAAGAACAUGGAGCUGCUCUAA
Messenger RNA from Mus pahari (shrew mouse), 486 nucleotides. RefSeq names its product granzyme E-like. Gene Ontology annotation, biological process: proteolysis. Gene Ontology annotation, cellular component: cytoplasm; intracellular membrane-bounded organelle. The transcript has 4 exons. The coding region runs from base 1 to 486 and encodes 161 amino acids. NCBI's taxonomy places the organism in Eukaryota, Metazoa, Chordata, Mammalia, Rodentia, Muridae. Gene Ontology annotation, molecular function: serine-type endopeptidase activity. The record is from RefSeq and is a predicted model, not a curated record.